Messenger RNA from Paramormyrops kingsleyae, 2960 nucleotides. RefSeq lists its product as uncharacterized. The record is from RefSeq and is a predicted model, not a curated record. Lineage: Eukaryota; Metazoa; Chordata; Actinopteri; Osteoglossiformes; Mormyridae.
AGUCACAGCCUGAGCUGACAGUCCGCGCCUGGCUGCCCCCGGCCAGCUCUCCGACAGCCCCAGACAAGGAGCCGCGCUCAGCUCUGCUCUCUGCAUCUCGAGGACCCCUGAGAGGACGACCGUGCCUGCCUGCCGCUCCAUGUUUCCGACGGGCUGGCGGUCAGGGGACCCUGACGUAGGGCAUCAUCAGGACAGGAAAGGCCUCCUAAGAGCAGCACAGGACAGGUUUUUGCUGAGAAAGGUGAGCGACCGUCCCGUACGACGCAUGGCGGACGGCAGACAGCGACAUGGCUAAGAUGGCGGCAGGUAGGGGAACGACCUCAUCCACGUCAGGGAGGACACUUUCAGCUACUUCAGCUUCUACAAACUACCCUGAAACUAAAAGGCUCCCGUUCAGUUCUUCUCGUACUUUGAUUGGUUACUUUCCUUGAUUGAAAGACGCAUCCAGCUGUUUCACAUUAACAUCAGUGACACAUGCAUGAUUAUUGGAGACUGACCAAUCAGCACACAGCAAGAACUCGACACUUAAAUGAAAUCCAGGUCUUUUUAAUUGAAAUGGUACUUCACAAAUCCUGCCCGAGCUCAGAGUGUCCACCCUGACAGGGAUUAGGUGGAAAUGCCAGCAGCAGGUGGCAUGCAGCAAACCAAAAACCAGCAUGGCUAACAUCAAAGCAGACAGUUACAGGUAGUGCAGACAGAACCGGGCUUCUGGGCUUCCAGCGUGUCCACUCUCCUCGGGGCGGCAUUUACGUCUCGUCUCGACACUUAGCGGAGAAGGGGCCGCAUCUGGUGCGAGAAGCUGCCCAGCAGAUGGAUUUCACGCAAAGCUUUUUGGACGAAUUCCUGGUCUGCAGACAUGCGUCCCCGAUCGGCACACCUAUCUGUGUGGGGCCUGCCCACUAUAAAGGAGGGGCACGAGGAUCACGCACCGGACACGAACCAGCAGGACUCUCUCAGCGGCCUAAGCUCCGCCCCCUCGCGGGCCGACUCCCCCGACGACUACCUGUGGUCCAUCAGUCAGCUGGCACGCCCUGUCUUCUGCUCACCUAAUACCAAGGAUUUAGGAAAACAAGGGCAGGACACUGUCGACCCCCCCAGACACCGAUCCAGCUGCAGUGAAGGCCGCUUCACAGUCACCAUGGAGAUGGGUGGGUGUCUAAGCAACGGGAGGGAAUACCUGAAUGAAGGGGGCAUUCGUAAACCUGGCUCUCUGCCCCCUCCACCCCCCCUGAGCGAUACCUGCCUCAGAAACAGCCAUCCGGCUCUCCGUCCUGGACGGGCCGCCGUCGCCAAAGCCCUCGCAUUUCCACGAAAGGAGCUGAAGUCCCAGAGAAGUAGGCGGCUCCCCCAGGGGGCCCUGAAUGACACAGGAAGCCCCAUGGCCCUCCAGAGGGACAGAGCCGUCGCCCGCGUGGACGACGACUCAAUCAUCUUCCACUGGAUCGCCGACUGCCGCACUGCAUGGAUCACCGACUGCCGCACUGCAAGGAUUGCCGACUGCCGCACUGCAUGGAAGGAAGCGAGGCUCCAGGCCAGGAUGCUGCCUGCCAUUGCAGAAAUAUGAGGAAAAGAAGGCAGCCAUGCCAUUUUCUCUCAGUAUUCACCCAUAAAUACAUUUAUUUAGUGAGAACUUUUAGCCACAGAAACCUACAAUUGGGAGAGGAGGAUCAGACUGGGGGUUAAAGGAGCAAUUCACCCCAAAACUGCAAAAAGAUGUGUUUUCGAGGGGCUUUAAUGCUAUCUGUCAAUCUAGGCGGUUCUGCUUUGAACUCCCCACCGAUAUCGUCUGUGCAGUGAUAUAACUGGAGUGUGGAAUUUGCAGCACAACAACCUUAAUGGAUAGACAGCAGUAAAGCCCCUCUAAAACAUCUCCUUUUCAGUUUUGGGGUGAACUGUCCUUUAAGGGCCACAGUGAAGGGCCCAGCAGUGACAUCAUUCUGCGGACUGGGGCGUUUGAAUUGCCACCCACUGGAUCACAGGCACAGCAGCCUAACCUGCUGAGUCACGCACUGCCUCCUUAAUCACAGCUGAAAACCCAGUGAAACUGGUGACAAGUACACACUGCAGAACACUCAGACAGCUUUCAUGUUUUCUGCUAAGUAGCGUAUAUUCACUUAGUCAACGCCAUCAGUUGGGGUCGCGUCCCACUCGCCUGUACCGGUGAACCCCAUGCCUUCUGUGACUAACCCUAAAUCACUGGGGCCCCGACUGAAGUGACUAUUAAAGAUGGAUUAAAGAUAUUUAAUUACACUGAGCUGUUAAUUUCACAGCAGCUAAUUAAGCAGCAGCCAGCAGCGACAGAAAGUGGAGAUGUCAUCACACUUGCCGUGCGUGAGAUGAUUAAUGAGCUUCUCCAUCAGGAGCUCGUAGACAAAGGCUACUGAGGUCACAUCACUUGCAGUUUUAAUGAACCUGGUCAUCACAUCUGCCGGAGAAUGAUGGGAAUGGCAACAAAUACGUACAAAGGUAAAACAGAAAGAUCUGAUACUGACAGGGACCCGACGACUAAGAGGUCUGCAGUACUGUUUCGCUCCACAUGGGGGCGAUCAGAGGGCGGCUGGAGCUCCAGUGAGACGACAUGCGAAUUGCAUGGAAAAAUAACUGGACAGCAAUUUAUUUACAGUAAAACGGGAGACUGAUCCCCGUGUGAUCAUGUCAACAGUGGGCGGUGGGGGGGGAAGCGGUUCUGUUACAUUCUCGAAUUGAUAGUUGGUUGGAAGUUAUUGAAAUUAUUGGUAUGUUGUAUGAUGAAGACUAUUACGACGCACUUCACGCAGAUUACAUUUAAAGUCAAACACGGUGACAUAUGGUAUAUAACUUUUUACAUGCUGAUAAGUACUAAAUAUUUGUUAUAUAAACUAACGUGUUAACUUUAACAGAAGUCAGCUGUCGCUGUGACUCGCCCUUUAUAUUUAAUUUGCUGGUCAGCGCAUUUUAAAUGAAUAAACCGAGUUUUUAUA